GGAGGAAGCGCAGGCGUGGCGCCGAGUGCGCUUCACAAGCGUCAGAGCAACCGGCCUUUCCAACCGACUUUGAGUCAGCCGCUGUCGCCAUUCUUAAUUUGGCGAUUCCUUCCAGGUGUGGCGCUUCAAGCAAGACGACAGCACAGUAAUCUCACGAGGCUGGUGUGCAUGUCUCUCUCUCUCUGUGGUGCAGGUUCUGUGGGACUGUUCGUAGGCAUUGUUAAAGGGCCCUGUUCCCCAUUUGCUCGUGGUUGCAUGCCCUUGUGCUAUCAAGGUCGGAAGCUUCAGGUUGUGAUGCGGUAGAAGAGGCGAAUAAUGGAGGGGGCAGAGAGUAGAAGCAUGGCGUGUAUCGAAAGCGGAGGUCAAGACUUUGUUGGUCGUGGAGAUGAAGGCGAUGGCGGUCAUGUUAGGACUGGGACGGUCUGGACUGCAACUGCUCAUAUUAUAACGGCAGUUAUAGGAGCAGGGGUUCUAGGGCUGCCAUGGAGCGUAGCUCAGCUUGGCUGGGUUCUGGGCCCUGCUGCCAUCCUUCUCUUUGCCUGGGUUACCUAUUACACAGCCCUCCUUCUAGCAGACUGCUACAGAUACCCUGACAAAGCCGCCGGCCAGAGAAACCGUGUCUACAUGGAUGCAGUGAGUACCAUUCUAGGGCCUAAACAGGAGAAGCUGUGUGGAGUUGCCCAACAUAUCGAUCUGUGGGGAGCUUUGAUUGGAUACACUAUAACAACUUCCACAAGCAUGAUGGCAGUGAAGAAAUCAAACUGUUUCCACAAAUACGGUCAUGAUUCAGAGUGUCGAAUGUCCGGCAAUCUGUAUAUGAUACUCUUUGGAGUAAUUGAGAUUGUGCUAGCUCAACUUCCGAACCUUGAGAAAGUUACAUUGCUCUCUAUCAUAGCAGCGAUCAUGUCGUUCGCGUACUCGCUCAUUGGCCUGGGCUUGUGUAUCGCUAAAGUAGCAAUGAAUGGAAAGCUAAAAGGAUCUUUAACAGGAACAGAAGUGAACGAUGGUGGUAUGUCCUUGGCAACGAAGACAUGGAAUGCCUUCCAAGCUUUGGGGAACAUUGCUUUUGCAUAUACUUAUGCAGUCGUUCUCAUUGAAAUACAGGAUACAAUGAAAUCACCACCGCCGGAGAACGAGUCCAUGAGGAGAGCUAACUUUUAUGCAGUUGGGGUGACAACAGUGUUCUAUAUGACUCUUGGUUGCAUUGGAUAUGCUGCAUUUGGCAACUCAUCUCCGGGAAAUUUCCUCACUGGCUUUGGCUUCUACGAACCUUACUGGCUUAUUGACAUUGGCAACAUUUGUGUCAUCGUUCAUCUUGUUGGUGCUUACCAGGUGUAUGCACAACCAAUUUUCUUUCAUCUUGAGAAUUGGAUUGCUAAGUCAUGGCCUGCAUUCUACACUCGGGACAAAGUUUACCGGAUCAGCCUGCCAAAAACGACGACCAUGUUCGAGUUCACAAUCAUGCGGUUGGUCGUCCGCUCAUCGUUCAUUGUUUUGAUGACACUCGUGGCGAUGAUCAUACCAUUUUUCAACGCAGUCAUGGGUUUGCUCGGCGCACUCACAUUUUGGCCCUUGACAGUUUACUUUCCGGUGUCUAUGUACAUGGUUCAGGAGAAGGUCAAGAGACAGACGUUCACAUGGUUCAGGUUGAAGUUCCUGGACUUGAUUUCCAUGGUUGUAUGUAUACUAGCAGCUGUGGGAUCAGUUGCUGGAAUAAUAGACAGCCUCAAGCAUGCUGCCCCUUUUAAGAGCUCUUACUAGAGACACUCUAUACCUCACCUGGUUUCACGGUGAUCCUCCAUUGACAGAUCAUUUAUUUGGUAUCAAUUUGGCCAAAGAAGUCCUUUUUGGGCCAACCAACCGACAAGUUCUGCUUCAAUCCUCUUCAUAGAGUGUUCAUCACAAUCAACCAGAAGUGUUGCUGGAAGAGUUCAUUCUGUAAAUUUGUGAUGAAGUGGCUGUUGAGAUGCAAGCUGACAUGGUGAGAGUGAAAACUCUAUACAUGUAUCAUCAUCAUUAUCCUUAUCAUUAUUUUUGUUCGCGACCUUGAGAAUCCGAACUCGGGCUUAGAGACUUUGUAACUGGCCUCAUAAAACUGAAGUCGAGUGCUCCUUGCUUCCUGCGGUGGAGCCACAUCUUGGCUGGUGUAUUGUCCAGCCCCAUAAAAUAUCUUUAUUUUCACAUAGACGCUUUUAAAUAUUUGCUGAUUUAUAUAUAUUGUUGCUCUUUAAAGUAAAAAAGCUUUUAGAUUAA
Nymphaea colorata (pocket water lily) is the source of this 2253-nucleotide messenger RNA. Its product is annotated as amino acid permease 4-like. The transcript has 6 exons. The coding region runs from base 316 to 1761 and encodes 481 amino acids. The record is from RefSeq and is a predicted model, not a curated record. NCBI's taxonomy places the organism in Eukaryota, Viridiplantae, Streptophyta, Magnoliopsida, Nymphaeales, Nymphaeaceae. Gene Ontology annotation, cellular component: plasma membrane.